Molecule: messenger RNA, 672 nt
Organism: Acanthosepion pharaonis
Lineage: Eukaryota; Metazoa; Mollusca; Cephalopoda; Sepiida; Sepiidae
Source: the annotation of a GenBank genome assembly
AUGGCAUUAUUAUUUCAUAACGCCGCUUUCUUUUGUUUUGAGACCACGCGGACCUUAUUUUCUGAACAUCCUAAUAUCUAUCUAUCUAUCUAUCUAUCUAUCUAUCUAUCUAUCAUAGUUUGUUCAAUAUCUAUGUAUUUAUUUAUUCGUCAUUCAAGUUAUCUAUCUAUCUAUCUAUCUAUCUAUCUAUCUAUCUAUCUAUCUAUCAGAUAUAUAUAUAUUUUUAUUUUCUUACGACAAAAGCGCCAUGAAGACAUGUCUAUUUUUCCUUUGAUAUUAGUUCUUGAUGUAUUUGCUUUGGUUUGCCAUGAUGAGAUCAACUGUUAUUUGUUUCGGAUUUUCUCUGUCGGCUUAUAUGAUCAUUUAAUUCUCCUUUCUUAUCUCGCCUUUUUUCCUAUUUUUCUCCUUUUCUUCUUUACUCUUCUUUUAUUAUUUCUUCCACCUUUUAAUUCCCUCUUCCUUCCUUUCUUUCUUUCUUUCUUUCUUUCUUUCGUUGUUUGUUUGCUUGUUUCUUUGUUUCUUUCUUUCUUAUUUGUUUCUAAUCUUCUUUUCCUUUCUUGUUUCAUCUUUGCUUUUUAUUUCUUCUUUCUUAUUUCUUCUGCUUUUCUUAUUUUCUCUUGCUUUCUAUUUUCCAUUUCAUUUCUUGUUCUCAUUUCAUUUAUUGUUUCAUAA